CUGAACGAGAAUGCAUAAGUAUUCUAAAUUUUCGCGACUUAGUUACAUACAUAUUCGCUUCGUAGUCAUUCUUGAAAAUGGCUCACCUCUACGCGACCUCCAGUUUUGAAGAACAUGCCGCAAAAUUAAAAUUUUUCACAGAAUGCCCCAUCCAGUGGGACGGAAAGCGGAAAUGCCUCCGUUACAAAUCCCCCGUGGGAAACGGUAAGGUUCAAAUUUGGCAUGUGAGCAUGUUUCUCAACGUGGACACCAUAACGGCUGGUUCCCUGCUGUACAACUUAUUUCAAGUAUUACGCGCCCUACCGGAAGAACCAUACAUGCCGUUGUCAGCAGCCUUAAUCUUGGCGCUGUUAGGCAUCUUGUCGUACUAUGUGAUUGUAAUCCACGUCAUGAUCUCGUUAUACGGGAAGGAUGCGGUUUAUGGGUGGAAUGAGGUGGUCAAGAUCGAAGACGAACUAGUGGGAAGGAUGGGACCCGUGGAAAAAGACGAACCCAAGAUGCCAGAAGAAUUUCACGCUACGCAUGCCGCCAGCUUGAUCUUUCUCGUACGAAGUUUCUCCAUCUAUCGAUUUCUCGUCCUUCCAUCUGAAUUUUUCAUGAAGUUUGACUGCUUCUACUUCAUAAUACGAGACCUGGAUGAAACGUAUAACCUUAGCCUGCCGACCAUGGUCAUCUCGAACUUGUUGCGUUUCGUGCUCCUAAUUGUCAACGUGUUCGAAAUAUGCCGCGCUCUGUCUCUCGUCAUCCUAUGCUUUGUCACCGCUCUAAAUAUGUGGCGCGAAUAAAUGAGGGGAUAACGACUCAUCUUAAGGUUCAGUUGGCAACGAAGGCUUUCGCACCAUUUCAGGAAUUGGGUACCAUCUUUUUAAUCCUAGUUGGACUCGUGGUUGUCGUCGUGUCCAAUUUCGUCAAGAUUAAGUUGUAUAAUUCAUUACCGCUUGUGGUCUACGUAUUCUUUCCCUCGGUGUCGGUUGUGGUGGCGCUCGUUAUAAAUCUCACGUUACCCCUGGCACAUGGAUUGCUGGAUGCUAGCACGGAAAUUCAGGGGAGAUGGGGCGCCUCGAUGGUGGGGGAGGGUAAUCAGAUGGAGUUAAAAUGUGGGAGGAGGUUAAAAAGUGUGCGGCCAUUUUGUCUGUGGGCGGGUUUCGGGGGGAGUAAGAUGUUUCGGUUAGACAGGGAGACGAAAGUGCAGUAUUUCGAACAAGUGGUCUCCCAAACGGUGACGGUGUUGUUGACUUAAAACGAAUUGCUCGGCUAAAGUUAAUUAAGAUAUAUACAUACCUACAUAUGUAUAUAUUUGUAUAUGUACAUAUGUAGGUCUGUAUGUGGUCGGUAUUAAAUAGUAUUAAACUUUAAAUUUCAAAUUGUGACGAAUUACUGGUUAAAUUAAUAAAAUGAAUUUCGUGCAACCUUGUAUGAAAUAAUUUGAAACAAUUUGGGAUAAUUCUCUCCCUGGGUUUCUUCGAAGGAUUGAAGUAAUUUGUGAAGUUUGAGAGUAUGGAUAAUG
Messenger RNA from Folsomia candida, 1507 nucleotides. RefSeq lists its product as uncharacterized. Bases 78 to 785 code for a protein of 235 amino acids. The transcript has 3 exons. The record is from RefSeq and is a predicted model, not a curated record. Lineage: Eukaryota; Metazoa; Arthropoda; Collembola; Entomobryomorpha; Isotomidae.